Messenger RNA from Hemibagrus wyckioides, 1685 nucleotides. RefSeq names its product four and a half LIM domains 2a (gene fhl2a). Gene Ontology annotation, cellular component: Z disc; nucleus. Bases 317 to 1156 code for a protein of 279 amino acids. The record is from RefSeq and is a predicted model, not a curated record. Lineage: Eukaryota; Metazoa; Chordata; Actinopteri; Siluriformes; Bagridae. Gene Ontology annotation, molecular function: transcription coregulator activity. The transcript has 6 exons.
AGUUUAAGUAAGAGGGCAUACUUCUCCCACUUUUGUGAAUUUGCUGCCUUAUAUGGUCAAACUGUGGAAGGGGAUUUGGUAGAGAAAUGCAGCUCGGGCAGCACACAGCUUCAGUCAGUCUCAUGCAGUGAGAGAGCACUGAGAGGACAGAGGAGCAGGGUGGAUGUGUGUCAUAGACUGGACACACACUUACACAGCAGGAGAGUGAGGACAGCUGGCAGUGUGUAAGAUGCGUUAUGGCGUCACAGGGCUCAUGGCAGGGAUAAGCAGAGGAGCUUAACGCAGCCUGGAACGAGGGAGCUGCAGAUGAGGAACGAUGACGGAGCGUUAUGACUGUCACUACUGUAAGGAGUCCCUGUUUGGGAAAAAGUAUGUCCUACGGGAGGAGAACCCAUACUGUGUAAAGUGCUAUGAAAGCCUGUACUCCAACACCUGUGAGGAGUGCAAGAAGCCUAUCGGUUGCAACAGCAGGGACCUGUCAUACAAGGACCGCCACUGGCAUGAGGACUGUUUCCACUGCUUCCAGUGUAAGCGCUCACUGGUGGACAAACCGUUCUCCACCAAGGAUGAGCAGCUGCUGUGUACGGAGUGCUACUCCAAUGAGUACUCCUCCAAGUGCCACGAGUGCAACAAGACCAUCAUGCCUGGCUCCAGGAAGAUGGAGCAUAAGGGCAACAGCUGGCAUGAGACUUGCUUCACCUGUAAGCGCUGCCAGCAGCCCAUUGGAACCAAGAGCUUCAUCCCUAAGGACAACAACAACUAUUGCGUGCCAUGCUAUGAGAAGCAGUUUGCUAUGCAGUGUGUGCACUGCAAGAAGCCCAUCACCACCAGCGGUGUGACCUACCACGACCAGCCAUGGCACAAGGACUGCUUCCUGUGCACCGGCUGUAAGCAGCAGCUUUCUGGCCAGCGCUUCACCUCUCGUGAUGACUUUGCCUACUGCCUCAACUGCUUCUGUAACCUGUAUGCCAAGAAGUGCGCCUCCUGCACUUCCCCGAUCAGUGGGCUUGGAGGGAGCAAGUAUAUCUCUUUCGAGGAGCGCCAGUGGCACAACGACUGUUUCAACUGCAAGAAGUGCUCGGUGUCUCUCGUGGGCCGAGGCUUCCUGACCGAGAGGGAUGACAUCCUGUGCCCGGAGUGUGGCAAAGACAUCUAAGAAAAUUUCACACAAAACCUAAAGCAUAGCAGCAUAAGGAAUUCCUGAUACACUUAUAUACACCUUUAUCAUAGCCACGGAUUUUAGUACCACUGAUUAUAAAAGUGUAUUAUUUUAGAACAGAGAAAAAUAUUAUUUUCAAUUUUAUCAUCAAUAACAGCUUCAGCACUCUAUGUGAGAAUGCAAUAAAUGUCACGGAUAGAUUUUGCCUAGAUGUUUAUUUCCUUUAUGGCAUAUGAGCAAUAGGGGCUACAAAAAAAUUAAAACGACAAAAAAAAUAUUAGCUUUGAACCUUUAAAACUAGAUGAUUAUGAUGAAUAUUAACACACUAACCAGUUUAACAUGAACUAUGAUAGUGAGCCUUUAUGAAUGGUUCCUCUUUUCACGAUCGUCUAAUACAGUGCAAUAAAUAAAAGAAUAAAAAGCGAAGUAAGAUUCUACCUGGAAUUAUAUCUGUGAAGAUUUCUCAAUAAUGCUUGUAUGUAUUAAACAAUGUAUGUAUCAAGAAAAUAAAAUGUAUUAAAACCUG